UUCCUCACAAAUACAAGCAUCUUUCCAGUUUUACCUUUUCUCUAAUACUCUUUUCAGGCAGAUAUCCUUGGAGCACCCUGCAGUCUACUGUCAUCUUGAAAUUAAGAGAUACACUCACUGUGGCCAACAUGUAUGUCGAUUCUGAAGCAGAAAAUGUGUCCAUGUCUUUGAACUUCAUGGGCAGGAAGUUACGUAACCAUACUGUUGCCCCAGCAGCAAGACAACGUGCCUGGGAGACCACUGAUCUCACAUCUCACGAUGAUGCAGUAGGCACUACCCGGGUGGUACUUUCUCAUCCUGUUGUGUCAGUAUCAGAAGAGCUGCCAGGCAGUGUGCCAGACCUGAAAGAAGAGGUUCAGCGGUAUAGACCAUGUAACAUGCACAACACACUCUUAGAUCAGGAUAAAAAUAGAGGUCCAGCUAAACGCGAGGUCUCCUGGCUAAGGAAAGUUAAAGUUAAAUGGAACCCAUUUAAGCGCUGGAUUGGCACAGACCGACAUCAUUAUCCAAAUUCUACCUUCAAAGGAAUAAGAGUUUGUGAAGAUCAGCCUGCAAUGGAUGUCAAGAUGUUUAUUCCAUACGACUCUGCAAAGCUUUUCAUAAACCAAAUGACAGAUGAUAUGAUGGCAAUGAAGAGCAGGCAUGAGGAGAUGAUCAAGGAACUGGAGGAGAACUUUCUCAUGGCCUCACGAGAAAAUCAGGAACGAACAAAGAUUAAAAUGAGGAUAUAUUACCAAAAUAAGCUUAACACCCUGAAGAGAAUCCUGGAUAUUUACCAGGAAAAGGUGGCCAGAAGAAAUGCAUUCUGGGAAGAGAAGGUUAGGACUCUGGAGAGUCUAAAUAAUGGCCUUCAGGAGCAACACAAAGUGCUUCACCAGAGGAACAGAGAAGAUUUAGCAGCAUGGAAUGAAGAGAAGGUGUCACAUAAUUGUAGCAUUUUACUGUUUGUUUAGACUGGUAGUGGAAGUAGUUAUUUCCAAGUAGUAAUUGUUUCAAUAGUAUUAUAUCACUAGA
This is a messenger RNA of Triplophysa rosa, 1014 nucleotides long. RefSeq lists its product as uncharacterized. NCBI's taxonomy places the organism in Eukaryota, Metazoa, Chordata, Actinopteri, Cypriniformes, Nemacheilidae. The transcript has 8 exons. Bases 129 to 953 code for a protein of 274 amino acids. The record is from RefSeq and is a predicted model, not a curated record.